GAUUUGAGGGGCCAGCAAAAUAUCACAAUGUGAGCGCAUAAUUUCGAAAUAUGUAAGAUUUGAGGGGCUACUAUCGCAAAAACCCAGAAUCCUUAUAUAGACGGCAACUAUUUCAACCGCCUCUCUUCCUCAUCUCUCUAAGCUUCGGUCAAUGGCGACGAUGGAGGAACUAGUGAUCCGAUACAGAGAAUCGGCGAACUCUUUCCUCUCGCGAUACGAACCGAUCGCUCUCGUUCUCGCUCCUCCGCUCGCUCUGAUCGCCGCUCGAGUUCUCCACUGUCUGAUGUGUUUGAUUCAGGACAAGGGGAUCAAGGGCGUGGUUCUAGGGUUUGUGAUGGGAUUCGUUAGGUUGGUGCCGGGAGUGAGCAGCUACAUCGAAUCCGAGAAGAGAAAGGUUGUGGAGAAAUUACAGUCCGGAAAUAAAUCUAAAAGAGAUGACUGGAUGACUGAGUUGCCAAGUGUAGGACUUGGAAGAGGAGUUAUAGAAAAGUUGGAAGAUUCGAAAAGGAAGGAUGUAGCUUGGCAAGGAAAAUGCUCUGGAACAGUAUAUAUUGGGGGAAGGGAGUCUGAAGGCCACUUUUCCUUGAUAAAUGAGGCUUAUUCAAUGUUCUCACAUACAAACCCAUUGCACCAAGAUGUAUUUCAGAGUGUGGCACGAUUUGAGGCAGAAGUAGUUGCAAUGACUGCCGCCCUGCUUGGCAGUAAAGAAAAGACAUCUGGAGGGCAAAUUUGUGGAAAUAUGACAUCUGGCGGAACUGAAAGUAUAUUAUUAGCAGUCAAAACAUCACGUGAUUAUAUGAGAGCAAAAAAAGGGAUAACAAAACCAGAAAUGAUAAUUGCUGAAUCUGCACAUUCUGCUUAUGACAAGGCUGCACAAUAUUUCAACAUUAAGAUCCGCCGUGUUCCUGUAACCAAAGAAUUUAUUGCUGAUGUGAAAGGAAUCAGGCGAUGCAUAAACAACAACACAAUUUUGAUUAUCGGAUCUGCACCAGGUUACCCACAUGGCGUCAUUGAUCCUAUUCAAGAGCUUGGGGUAUUGGCGUCCAGAUAUGGAGUUUGCUUGCAUGUCGACCUAUGCCUUGGUGGCUUUGUGUUGCCAUUUGCUAGGAAGCUUGGGUAUACAAUUCCACCUUUUGAUUUUUCUGUUAAAGGAGUCACGUCAAUCUCGACAGAUGUGCACAAGUAUGGUUUAGCUCCCAAAGGCACAAGUAUUGUUCUUUACAGAAACCAUGAAAUUAGAAAGCACCAAUUUGUUGCCGUUACUGAAUGGUCCGGUGGGCUUUAUGUCUCUCCCACUAUUGCUGGAAGCAGACCUGGAGGAUUGAUUGCUGGGGCUUGGGCUGCUAUGGUGUCAUUAGGGCUGACUGGCUACUUGGAAAAUACACGAGAGAUCAUGGAAUCAUCCAAGAAGAUACAGAAAGGGAUUGAAGAGAUUCCUGAGCUGUUCAUCAUUGGGAAACCGGAUAUGACGGUUAUCGCCUUUGGCUCAAACACAGUCAACAUUUUCGAGGUCAAUGAUAUAAUGUCAUCAAAAGGGUGGCAUUUGAAUGCAUUGCAAAGACCUAAUAGCAUUCACAUCUGUGUGACCCUUCAACAUGUUCCAGUAUAUGAAGAAUUCCUGAGAGACUUAAAGGACUCUGUAAAAACCGUGAGAGAAAACCCUGGUCCAAUAACUGGAGGGCUUGCUCCAGUUUAUGGCGCAGCGGGAAAGAUGCCUGAUAGGGGAAUGGUGCAUGAACUGCUGGUAGAGUUCAUGGACAGUUCUUGUUAGUCUUAAAGCGCCUUUGGACCCAUUUGAAGAAUACAAAUACAUUUGUUGUCUCGCUUGUUGUAACUGCAUCAAAGCGAAUAGAUUCAAAGGGUUAUUUAUACUAAUUGUGCACUUGUAUACUCUUUAUACCGUGUCACAUAAAGCUCUUUCAUAAAGUUACUGUACAAUUGCAUCAUAAGGAUGCGGAAAAGCUGUAUGAAUAUAUCCAACCUCCCCUAAUGAAAAUUUCUCAAGGCA
This is a messenger RNA of Asparagus officinalis (garden asparagus), 2008 nucleotides long. Its product is annotated as sphingosine-1-phosphate lyase. Gene Ontology annotation, biological process: sphingolipid catabolic process; carboxylic acid metabolic process. Gene Ontology annotation, molecular function: sphinganine-1-phosphate aldolase activity; pyridoxal phosphate binding. The coding region runs from base 152 to 1771 and encodes 539 amino acids. The record is from RefSeq and is a predicted model, not a curated record. The transcript is spliced from 15 exons. NCBI's taxonomy places the organism in Eukaryota, Viridiplantae, Streptophyta, Magnoliopsida, Asparagales, Asparagaceae. Gene Ontology annotation, cellular component: endoplasmic reticulum.